This is a messenger RNA of Moneuplotes crassus, 705 nucleotides long. The record is from the annotation of a GenBank genome assembly. NCBI's taxonomy places the organism in Eukaryota, Ciliophora, Spirotrichea, Euplotida, Euplotidae.
UUUAAUAUCAAAAAUUAGCCUUAUCUUAAAUUCCCAAGACUCCACAAAGAGGACUUUAUGAGUGUAUCAACUUGGUAAGGGUGUAUCUUAAUUGCCAGUUCUUCUCCUAUCACACAAAUCUGUCCUCCUCCAAAUAUGGAGCCUUAUGGGUUGACACCCAUACAGAUGCUUGCUUGCCUCUAUCUGAAAAAUGAGCAUUCUCCAAGUUUGCAGUAUUCCAAAGCCUUCUAAGAUUCCUUUCGCAUUCAACCCAAAUUUUAACUUAAAAAUCUUAGUAUGAAUCCUGGCCAGUAACCCGGCCAAAGCUGAAGUCAGUUUGUUCCAUCUUUGGUGAUCGACAUUUUGAGAUCAUGGUGCCUACCUCCUCUUGAAUUAGAUUACUAAAAAACUAAUCAAGCUAAGAAGAGCUAGAGUAAAAGUUAUUCGUAAUUUCUAGUAAGAUCUGAGAGGCAGGACUUUCACAACUAGGACCAGAGGUGUCUUUUAGCCUUUAAAAGUAUGUCUAAUGAAAGGAUUUUGAUUAGAAAUUAACUCUUCUGUAAUUCGGAAAGAUUCGGUAGAUUCUACAACAGGGUAAAUUGUUCGCUUAAUGUACUUGUAUACACAGAAAGCAACAUUUUCCAAAGUACCAGUUAAAUCUUAUACCUCACAUAUGUGGUAUUUAUACUAAAUUCUAUACCGAUUUCACUAAGUUUAGAUUUAAAC